AUGGGGUCUUUGUUUGGGGACCCCUAUUUUAGAGCCACAAAGUUCACUCAUGGAACCAGCAUGAUGUCGUUUGAUGGGAGCCGUCUGGCUCCAUGGAGAGAAACUGAAAAUCACCCUCUGCUACUUAUCCAAUUCAAACAUAUUGUCUUUUCAUCUUCACCUUGUAGGUUUCUUACUAGAUACCCCAUUGCAGCUGAUGAUUUGCCGAAUGCCAUCAUUGCAGGCAGAGUGAUAAUAAAGCCAAACAUCAAAGAAUUCACAGAGAGGGGUGUUAUUUUUGAAGAUGGCAGCAGCGAGGAAAACAUCGAUGUUGUGAUCUUUGCUACAGGAUACAGCUACUCCUUCCCAUUCAUUGAGGAAGGAGUGAUCAAGACAAAUGGCAAUCACAUUCCGCUCUAUAAAUUUGUCUUCCCACCACAUUUGAAAAGGCCCACUCUAGCAAUCAUUGGCCUUCUCCAGCCUUUGGGAGCCAUCAUGCCAAUAUCAGAGCUCCAAGCUCGCUGGGCUACAAGAGUCUUCAAGGGCUUGAUCAAACUGCCUUCAGAGGAUAUGAUGAUGGCUGACAUUGCAAAGAAAUUUCAGUAUAAUAACAAACGGUACGUACCAAGCCAGCACAUCUCCCUACAAGUCCAGUAUGUUGAUCACAUGGAUGAACUGGCUUCGCUCUCAGGAGUAAAACCCAACCUACUCAAUCUCUGGCUGACCGAUCCAAGACUGGCUUGGGAAGUCUUUUUUGGGCCAUGUUCACCUAUGCAGUUCCGUCUGUCUGGGCCUGGCAAGUGGGAAGGAGCCAGAAAUGCCAUCCUAACCCAAAGAGAAAGAAUUGUCAGGGCUACAAAAACACGAACCCUGCAAUCACGCUCUGGCAGCAGUGUCACUUCCAUCUUCAUGAAAGUCUUUGGCUGUUUUGCUCUCUUUGCCGUCAUAUUAGCUUACUUAUAAUUUGUCCUUAUUGCAGCCAGAGAACAUCUGGUACCAUUUCUUGGACUUCCCUUCUUUGUGGCUGCUUUUUCAUGUACAAAAGCCACCUUUGCAUGUUGCAUAUUUGAGUUCUGGGGUGCUUUCUUUGCCUUCUUGUUUCUGUGAAUUGUUGCCUAGUGACUACAGUAAACACUGAUACAGUAGAGUCUCACUUAUCCAACAUAAAUGGGCUGGCAGAACGUUGGAUAAGUGAAAAUGUUGGAUAAUAAGGAGAGAUUGCGGAAAAGCCUAUUAAACGUCAAAUUACGUUUAUGAUUUUACAAAUUAAGCACCAAAACAUCAUGUUUUACAACAAAUCGACAGAAAAAGCAGUUCAAUACAUGGUAACGUUAUGUAGUAAUUACUGUAUUUAUGAAUUUAGCACCAAAACAUCGCAAUGUAUUGAAAACAUUGACUACAAAGACAUUAGCUACUAAAAAUUGACUACAAAUAAAGAUAGAAUUGCAUAAAAUGAACUUAUAGUAACAACAUUGUCAGAAGUUACAUCCGUAAAAUGUUCAGUCCUUGCUUCCUAGAGAAACAGCAGUGGAUCUAGACAGGAGGCAGACUGAGUUGGAUAAUCCAGAAUGUUGGACAAGCGAGACUACUGUACAUAAAUUGUGAAGAUGAUCAGCAGCUUGUAUUUUGCUAGUUGACUGGUUACCAAAUCUCAUUGUUUUUUCUUGAAUUUCAAACAAGCAAAAAAUUCUGCUGCAAUUCUUUCAUAUACUAUCCCUCCCCACUACUCUUGUAUCAAUGUAUAUUUAUCAAAUAGUAGAUAAUUCCCACAAUUGCUUUCAUGUUCUAUGCUCAAGUUAAUGCAUGCACUUUGAUGGGCCUUUGCCAUAGAAUCAUGGAAUUAUAGCGUUAGAAGAGACCACGUGGGCCAUCUAGUCCAACCACCUGCAAUGCAGGAAAAGCACAAUCAAAUCACCCCCGUCAGAUUACCAUUCCAUCAUCUGCUUAAAAUUCUCCAAAGAAGGAGCCUCCAUCACACUCUGAAGCAGAGAAUUCCAAUGUUGAACAACUCUUAUAGUCAAGAAGUUCUUCCUAACGUUCAGAUGGAAUCUCCUUUCCUGUCAUUUGAACCCAUUGCUCUGUCUCUAGGGUAAAGGAAAAAGCCUGCUCCCUCUUCCUUAUGACAUUAUUUCAAGUAUCUAAACACCACACAUUACUGCAUAGAAAUUGCUUCCGUUUUCAACGCAAUUCCUUGCCUUGCUUCCCAUUUCCCAGGCUUAUUUUUGUCUUAUGAAACAAAAUAUCUUUCCCCUGUGAUUGAGGAAAUAUACACUCUGUUCUCUGUUUUAUGUUGGAAUCGUAUUUUUCCUACAAACAGAUAUGUUCAAAUAUUGUAACAGUAAUUAGUAAUAAAAUAUUGAAAAUCA
Anolis carolinensis (green anole) is the source of this 2345-nucleotide messenger RNA. RefSeq names its product flavin-containing monooxygenase 5. NCBI's taxonomy places the organism in Eukaryota, Metazoa, Chordata, Lepidosauria, Squamata, Anolidae. Gene Ontology annotation, molecular function: NADP binding; N,N-dimethylaniline monooxygenase activity; flavin adenine dinucleotide binding. Bases 1 to 942 code for a protein of 313 amino acids. The transcript is spliced from 4 exons. The record is from RefSeq and is a predicted model, not a curated record.